GUCAGGGUUGACAGGAGUGCGGCGGCUACCGGCUAAGCUAACUGAAGAACCGCAACUAGCUACAUGUGGAGGGUGAAACGGGAGUUAUCCCUGACCCCCACUCUUUAAAAAAAAAACUAUUUUUGGCCAAAAAAUAAAACUUUAAACUCCAAUCCCAUCCAAAUUAAGGGUUCACGUUGGUUCACAAUGAAGGGUAGCCGAAUUGAGCUCGGGGACGUGACGCCCCACAACAUCAAGCAGCUAAAACGCCUCAACCAGGUCAUCUUCCCUGUCAGCUACAACGACAAGUUUUACAAAGAUGUUUUGGAAGUGGGAGAGCUUGCCAAGCUAGCGUACUUCAAUGACAUUGCAGUGGGGGCUGUAUGCUGCCGAGUGGACCAUUCGCAGAACCAGAAGAGACUGUACAUCAUGACACUCGGCUGUCUAGCACCUUACCGUAGACUAGGAAUCGGUACAAAGAUGCUGAACCAUGUGCUUAACAUCUGUGAGAAGGACGGUACCUUUGACAACAUAUACCUUCAUGUGCAGAUCAGCAACGAGUCGGCCAUUGACUUUUACCAAAAGUUCGGCUUUGAGAUCAUCGAAACGAAAAAGAAUUACUACAAGAGGAUAGAGCCGGCUGAUGCCCACGUGCUGCAGAAGAGCCUGCGCAGCCCCAGCGCCGCCCCCAGCGGAGAGCUCCAGAAGGCUGAGUGACGCCGCAGCACGGUGCCCACCUCCACAGGAAAAAAAAACUGAGACGGAUGCCCCAGGUCGACGCAAUCAACACUUUCUUUAAAAGGACGUUUAAAAGAGGAAACAUCAACAAAGUACAGAAAAUUGCUGCUUUUAUUUCGCAAUGGGCCCCCCUUAAUUUAGCGUUCUAGCGCGUCCUUCCCCUUCUUCCCCUUUUUAUUAUAGAUGUCAAGCUGACUCGAUACUCGGUCUUUACAGAAAAUUGCCAAUAUCAAACCGUUUUAGAUUCGGAAGGGACAAGAGGUUGGUUAAACAUACUGUUUUUUAUUUUUUUUUAUGCGGUUUAGAGGAAGAUCUAUCAAACAGUUUGGACAAAGAGAAACAUGACUUGAUUUGAAUGUUGGGAGUCUUUUGAAAGACCAUCGCUGACAGACGAACUCCUGGGCGGUUACCAUGGAGACCUACUUCCAUAUUGUUGAUACAACAGAGGAACAUUCAGAGUCCAUCACCAAGCCAUCGGGAGUAUGCUGGGAUCCUUUAUUUCGACCAGUCUGUUGGGUGUGUCUGAUCCUCAAGUCAGAAUAACCCCGUAUGGGGAAUGUGGUAGCAGAAAGGUUUCAAGUUGGUGGGAAGAUUUGUUCACCUCAUUUACUUUCAGAGGAAAAAAAUGGGGGUUUUGGUUUAAGCUAAGUCUAGGGUUUUUUUUUUGACAUUGAGGUGAUAAAUGGCUCAGAGGUUCUCCUGGGUUUGCAACUAAGUCCAAUAACAUGAAUUGAAAUGGUAAUUUUAAAUAAAAAUGCACGAUUUUUCAGAUAACAUACACUAUUUUUGUCCAUUGAUUUGAAAUGCCAAUGUACAGAUAGUUUGUAUCUUAAUGGGCAUCAUUUUCAAUGGUGGUGAUUUGAUUUUGAGCAUCAGGUAGGACAUUCUCGAGAGGUUGUGUUUUUCUUUAAAGAAUGGGUAUCCUUUUCAUUUGGCAUUUUAUUUGGUCAUCUAUUAAAAAUACAGUAUUACUGAAAUUAUUUACCGAGUGACAGUGCCUCAGUUUCUGUCGAUGCAUAUUACAUUUCUGAAACUUUAAAGCUAAACUGAUGUUUGGGAGCGUGUGGACCCAUGGCCUUACGAGCAAGAUACUGCCCAGGGGGAGCUCUGACCCGUGCAUGCCUGAGGUGUUCUCCUCCGCUGUAGUAAAGCAUGGUUUUUUUUGAAGAAUUUUAUCUUUUCUGGAGUUCUAUAUUGUAAGACUUUUUAACCUCUAAAUAAAGGAACUACUAUUUGCAA
This is a messenger RNA of Gadus morhua (Atlantic cod), 1956 nucleotides long. RefSeq names its product N-alpha-acetyltransferase 50, NatE catalytic subunit (gene naa50). The transcript has 5 exons. Gene Ontology annotation, cellular component: NatA complex. The record is from RefSeq and is a predicted model, not a curated record. Gene Ontology annotation, molecular function: acyltransferase activity, transferring groups other than amino-acyl groups. Bases 187 to 696 code for a protein of 169 amino acids. Lineage: Eukaryota; Metazoa; Chordata; Actinopteri; Gadiformes; Gadidae. Gene Ontology annotation, biological process: mitotic sister chromatid cohesion.